Cyphellophora europaea CBS 101466 is the source of this 732-nucleotide messenger RNA. RefSeq lists its product as uncharacterized. Gene Ontology annotation, molecular function: oxidoreductase activity, acting on the CH-OH group of donors, NAD or NADP as acceptor. The record is from RefSeq and is a predicted model, not a curated record. Lineage: Eukaryota; Fungi; Ascomycota; Eurotiomycetes; Chaetothyriales; Cyphellophoraceae. The coding region runs from base 1 to 732 and encodes 243 amino acids. The transcript is spliced from 2 exons.
AUGACUGAGUUGAGUGGUAAAAUCAUUGUUGUGACGGGCGCGGGCAGUGGGAUUGGUCACGCCAGUUAUAAAGCACUCGCAGCUGAGGGUGCGACGAUCGCCUUGUGCGAUAUCAACGAGGCCGCAGUCAAGACUGGCUGUAGCGAGUUGGGAGGUGAACAUCAAUUCUAUGCCUUGGAUGUAGGCUCAAGCCAGCAGUGUAAUGAGAUUGUUGCUCGUAUCGUUGGUCACUUCGGUCGAAUCGACGGUCUCUUCAACUGCGCAGGCGUUAACCCUACUGAAAGUCCGCUCGCCGAAACCACAGACGAAUAUUGGGACAAGCUCGUCAGCACCAACCUCCGCGGCCCGUACAACAUGACCAGAGCGUGCAUUCCUCACCUUCAGACUGGUGGAGUUAUCGUCAACGUCUCGUCCACUGCUGGCAUCCGAGCCUCGGCUGGUUUCGCAAUUUACAAUGCUACCAAAUUCGGAGUGAUUGGAUUCUCAAAGUCCAUGGCGCUGGAGUUGGGACCUAAGGGAAUUAGGGUCAACGUAAUCGCGCCGGGACCCAUUGAUACGCCAACCAAUGCUUCGGUGAUGGAAGGAGAAGAUGCAGUGAGGCGUAUUGAGCAGAGGAUCUCCAUGGGCCGUCUUGGAAAGCCAGACGAGGUUGCGGACGUCGUCACUUUUCUAUUUAGCGAGAAGAGUCGUUGGGUCAAUGGUGCAGUGAUCGAGGUCACCGGUGGUAUGUGA